GGCGGCACCGAAUCAAUUUCACGAAAUUUCACGAUCAUUUUCUCAAAUAUUUUCUUCUUAUUUUUAAACAGAUGCAAAGUAUUUCCCGAGUUUAUGUUUCAUGUUCAUGAAAUUUCUUCCUUCGUCUCUGCUAAAAUUAGUUUCAAGAUCAUUUCGUGUCGUUUCGUGUAAAAUUGAGGAAUUAUUCAUUCAUUAGUUUAGUAGCAUUUGAUGCGGAAGCACCUAAGUCAUGGGCAAACCAAGUGAGUCAUCAUCUCCGUUUCGUGUCAUUCCCAUUCAUUAUGCUCGAGAACUCAUUGAUGAAACGAUUAAGCUUAUUAAUGAAGAAUGGCCAAGGUCAAUUGGUGCACGAAUGUGGUCACUGGAGUCAAGCAAUGAUAAUCUUCCAACAUGUCUUGUGCUAACUAAUCCAACAAACUGGGAAGCAAAUGAUGGUGUAACUAAAGACACUCCGAGAGUUUUAGCUCAUCUCAAACUAACACCAAUUCCUUCAAAUCCAUCUGCUUGUUUCAUUGAAUCUGUAGUUGUGUGGAAAUCAUUACGUGGGAAAGGAAUUGGAAGAUUUCUAAUGAACGAAGCUGAAAAUUAUUGUAAAUAUAAAUUGAAACUUGAAGAAAUUUAUUUGUCGACAACAGAUAAAGAAGAUUUUUAUCUGAAGCUCGGUUAUGAACCUUGCCCACCAGUUUCGAUUUUUGGUGGUCCAUGUAAUGGAUCUUUCAGACCAGUCACUAAAAAGAAGUACAUGAAGAAAGUUCUUACUGAACCUUCGGAUGACGAACAAUGUUAA
Clunio marinus is the source of this 787-nucleotide messenger RNA. NCBI's taxonomy places the organism in Eukaryota, Metazoa, Arthropoda, Insecta, Diptera, Chironomidae. The record is from the annotation of a GenBank genome assembly.